This is a messenger RNA of Cavia porcellus (domestic guinea pig), 930 nucleotides long. RefSeq names its product olfactory receptor 5B21. Bases 4 to 930 code for a protein of 308 amino acids. Gene Ontology annotation, cellular component: membrane. NCBI's taxonomy places the organism in Eukaryota, Metazoa, Chordata, Mammalia, Rodentia, Caviidae. Gene Ontology annotation, biological process: sensory perception of smell; G protein-coupled receptor signaling pathway. The transcript has a single exon. Gene Ontology annotation, molecular function: odorant binding; G protein-coupled receptor activity; olfactory receptor activity. The record is from RefSeq and is a predicted model, not a curated record.
CUAAUGGAGAACAGCUCGGAAGUGACAGAAUUCAUUCUCUUGGGUUUAACAGAUGACCCCAGGCUGCAGGCACCUCUCCUCCUGGUAUUUUUGCUCAUCUAUCUCAUCACCGUGGCUGGGAAUGGGGGGAUGAUAAUGAUCAUCCUCUCAGACCCCCACCUCCACACCCCCAUGUACUUCUUCCUCAGUAACCUCUCCUUUGUAGACCUGGGUUACUCUUCAGCUGUGGCUCCCAAAAUGGUGGCUGCCUUGCAAUCAGGGGACAAGGUCAUCUCCUACAAUGGGUGUGCCGCUCAGUUUUUCUUCUUCGUGGGGUUUGCCACUGUCGAGUGCUACCUUCUGGCUUCUAUGGCUUAUGACCGCCACGCAGCAGUGUGUAAACCUCUUCAUUACACCACCACCAUGAUGGCAUCAGUGUGCUCCUUCCUGACAGUUGGCUCUUAUAUCUGUGGCUUCCUCAAUGCCUCAAUCCACACAGCAGACACCUUCAGACUUUCCUUCUGUGGGUCCAAUGAAGUGAAUCAUUUUUUUUGCGACAUGCCCCCACUCCUGGCUCUUGCAUGCUCCGACACUCGCAUCAGCAAGCUGGUUAUGUUCUUCGUCGUGAGCUUUAAUGUCUUCUCUACUCUCCUGGUUAUCGUCAUCUCUUAUCUCUUCAUAGGCAUUGCUGUUCAAAGCAUGCGCUCUGCCCAGGGCCGAAAGAAGGCUGUCUCCACCUGUGCCUCCCAUCUCACUGCCGUGUCCAUCUUCUAUGGCACGAUCAUCUUCAUGUACCUGCAGCCUGGCUCUGGGCAGUCCAUGGACACUGAUAAAAUUGCCUCUGUGUUCUACACUGUGGUCAUCCCAAUGCUCAACCCCCUGAUUUACAGCCUGAGGAACAAAGAAGUGAAAAGUGCUCUUUGGAGAACACUCCACAGACUGCGCCCUUAA